ACUCAGGCCAUUGUGAGGUCCAGUUAGGUUCCCAGCGGCCUGGGAACCAUUGCAUUGAGGUCCAUGCUUUGCUGAGGGGGCCUGAUGCUCGAGGUCUUCCAGAUGCCUGCCUCCUCCCCAAAUCUCAGCGUCCAUCCUGUCAGCUGGGCUGAUCUGUGGGAACAGUCUGGAAUUCUGAGAUGGGACUGGGGUGUGUCGAAAUGCGCUAUUUCUGGUGAGCAAGGUGGCCCCUGGUGUGGGGGCACUUCCCUGUUCACAACCAGACCAGAGGUCUCUGUCACUUCCAGUGGGCAAGGGAAAGCCAGAGGCCCCAGUCUGAGGGAAGGGAGACUGAAAACCCUUCUUGGUGAGGAGUGGAGCGCGACUUGGGGUUAAGCUUCAACACCUGUCCCGGAUGCUUACUUGGCAUGUGUCCCGGGCCUGGAGCAAAACAGCCCAUAGCGAGGCUGGGUGGCAGACCCUGGCCACUCACACUGAUGCCCUCCUGCCAUCUGUCGUUCUGUGCAUGGCAGCCCUUCUCAGGUCAGGGCCCCUCCCGGAGCCCUGACUUGCUAUUCCUAGGAGGUAGGGAGAGCUGCCUACCUUUGCAGGGAUGCUCAGGCCUGACCCAGAAGGGUCUGGCCAGACUCCUGAAGUUGUACCUCCACUAUCCCAGCCAGCAUCCCAGCCCCACUGGCCCACUGCUGCGGUGUGGUUCUCACCUGCUGGGCAGGGCAGGAUGCUAUUUCCAUCCUCUAUCCUCCUGGGGCUUGGCUGCCAGUAUUGAUGGCAUCAGGGUUCUGAGUGGCCCUUGGAGGGGUUGCUAUGGUAACAGAUCCUUAGUCUAUCAUCUCGGUGGAGGGGUCUACCUGCCCUCCCCAGGAGAUGGGGCCCCUUAUCCCAGCUGCAGCCUUGUCCAUUGGGGUCUCUGCCUUGAUGUCCAUGGGUCUGCUUGGGCCCCCCUAGUGCCCCCUUGGGGCUGGAGGCCCCACUGCGACUGUCCAGCAUUGUGGCUGCAGGAGCGGUGGGGUAUGUGCUGGAGCUUGGUCUCCUGGACUGAGCAGAAGCAGGUGCAGUCGCCUCCCGGGCCCUUACUAGUUGCCCUGUUGGCUUUAGCGGCCACCGGUGGGACCUGGCACCUUCUUCCUGCCCAGCUGCAGACCAGCAUGUCCGGCAGGUGGGGGCCUUCAGGAAGCCUUUGGCGGGGUGUUCACAGGCAGUGAGAUGGUCUCAGAAGGCUUACCCAAGGAGAUGAUGUGGGCGCUGAGGCCCCAACCCUGGGCAAAGGGGCGUGCGUGGGAGGGGCUUGGGUACCGCCUAUGAAUUCAGUUUGCCAGCUGCUGUCCUCCCUGAAGGAGCAGAGAGUUCUACUAGGGUAGGGGGUGGGGUGAGGGGAACCCGCACGCGGUGAAGGGGCGGGUGUACCCGGGCGCUGGCCGGGGCCAUUCCAGCCCGGGAGCGCGUACUCGUGCAGAGCGCGCGCGUGUUCUGGCCGCGCGUGGCGGCGGCAGCGGCGGGGCAGGCAGCUCCGUGACGCUGCACCGGGCAGAGCGGGCGGAGCACACGGGCCGGGGCGGAGCGGAGUCCUCCGCAGAGCAGCCCCUCCCGGCCACGGCCGCCGACCCCGGCCCCCGGCCCGGCCUGGCUCUAUGGACAGGAGCUCGCUGCUGCAGCUUAUCCAGGAACAGGAUGAGUAGGGUGAAAAUAAGGUGGGGAGACCCCUGGAGGCCUGGCACCCAGGCACCAGUGCCCUGGCAGCUCCUGAGACCAUGUGGGCACAGGGGCCUGGCCCAAGGGUGUUGGGAGACUGCCUCUCCCAGCUGGCUUGGCCCAGCCCUUUGGUCUGUGGGCUGGGCCCACCCUCAGGCCUUGGCCGGCGGCCCCACCCCACCCCAGCAGCUGGACCCUGAGAACACAGGCUUCAUCGGUGCGGACACCUUCACUGGCCUGGUGCACAGCCAUGAGCUGCCCCUGGACCCAGCCAAGCUGGACAUGCUGGUGGCCCUGGCCCAGAGCAACGAACGGGGCCAGGUCUGCUACCAGGAGCUGGUGGACCUGAUCAGCAGCAAGCGCUCAAGCAGCUUCAAGCGGGCCAUCGCCAAUGGACAGCGGGCACUGCCCCGGGAUGGGCUGCUGGAUGAGCCGGGCCUGGGUGUCUACAAACGGUUCGUGCGCUAUGUGGCCUAUGAGAUCUUGCCCCGAGAGGUAGACCGCCACUGGUAUUUCUACCGGCAUCGCAGCUGCCCACCGCCUGUGUUUAUGGCCUCUGUCACCCUUGCCCAGAUCAUCGUGUUCCUGUGCUACGGGGCUCGCCUCAACAAGUGGGUACUGCAGACCUAUCACCCCGAGUACAUGAAGAGCCCCCUCGUGUACCACCCUGGCCACCGAGCUCGGGCCUGGCGCUUCCUCACCUACAUGUUCAUGCAUGUUGGGCUGGAGCAGCUAGGGUUCAACGCCCUCCUGCAGCUGAUGAUCGGGGUGCCCCUGGAGAUGGUGCAUGGCCUGCUUCGCAUCAGCCUGCUCUACCUGGCUGGCGUGCUGGCAGGGUCUCUGACGGUCUCCAUUACUGACAUGCGGGCCCCUGUGGUGGGGGGCUCCGGCGGGGUCUACGCCUUAUGCUCUGCACACCUGGCUAACGUCGUCAUGAACUGGGCUGGGAUGAGGUGUCCCUACAAGCUGCUGAGGAUGGUGCUGGCUCUGGUGUGCAUGAGCUCCGAGGUGGGCCGGGCUGUGUGGCUGCGCUUCUCCCCGCCGCUGCCUGCCUCCGGCCCCCAGCCCAGCUUCAUGGCGCACCUGGCUGGUGCAGUGGUGGGGGUCAGCAUGGGCCUGACCAUCCUGCGCAGCUACGAGGAGCGCCUGCGGGACCAGUGCGGUUGGUGGGUGGUGCUGCUUGCCUACGGCACCUUCCUGCUCUUUGCCAUCUUCUGGAACAUCUUCGCUUAUGACCUGCUGGGUGCCCACAUUCCCCCGCCACCCUGACGAGCUCCCGGGGGCCACACGGGCCAGGGGGUGGCCUGCAUGUCUGCCCUCUGUGAAUGUACAUCUCGAGGCUGCUUCUCCCGUGAGGACAGGUAGCCCCUGUGGCCCACUGAGUCCAGGCUAAGCCUUACACCAGCCCUGGCCCCCCCUCCCAGGCCUGGGGCAGGUAGGACUGCUGGGCCAGGCUGGGUGGUAGAGGUCCCAAGGGUGGCCCCAGAGGAGGCCUUGUCCCAGCCUCCCCCCAGGACUUGCAGUCUGAGCCUUUUUGGAGAAUGAAUAAAUAUUUUACACAGCA
Molecule: messenger RNA, 3253 nt
Organism: Hipposideros armiger (great roundleaf bat)
Lineage: Eukaryota; Metazoa; Chordata; Mammalia; Chiroptera; Hipposideridae
Gene: RHBDL1
Product: rhomboid like 1
Exons: 8
Coding region: 1669-2958 (429 amino acids)
Cellular component (GO): membrane
Molecular function (GO): serine-type endopeptidase activity
Source: RefSeq, a predicted model, not a curated record